AUGGCAACAGCGGUGGCAGCUAUAACGGCCACUAGUAGCACAAAUAAUCCUGUCAGCACAUACUUUCUUCAGAAGAUCCAUGAAUUACGUUCACAGGAGAAACGGUUGCAUGAUAAUUACUUACGUCUUGAGGCUCAGAGGAAUGAACUCAACAGACGUGUUCGUCACCUAAAGGAGGAGGUGCAAAUGUUGCUUGAAAGUGGAUCCGUCGUUGCAGACGUUGUGGAGAUAAUGGAAAAGGGAAAAGUAUUGGUUAACCUCAGCUCUGGUCAAGGAAAGAUGAUAGUGGAUGUAGACAAGACUAUAAAUAUUGCCGAUCUCUCCCGUAACACACGUGUGGCCCUUCGCAACUCCACCUAUGCCAUUCACUACAUUCUUCCUACGAAGAUUGAUCCUCUGGUUUCUCUGAUGAAGGUGGAAAAGGCCGGAAGCGACUCCACCUAUGAUGAGAUUGGUGGUCUCUCACGACAGGUGAAGGAGAUUAAGGAAGUGAUUGAACUGCCGGUAAAACACCCGGAACUCUUCGAGGCUCUCGGUAUUGCGCAGCCAAAAGGUGUUUUACUCUACGGUCCUCCAGGCACAGGAAAGACACUACUCGCACGUGCAGUGGCCCAUCACACCGAUUGUACGUUUAUUCGAGUCAGUGGAGCAGAGUUGGUGCAGAAGUAUAUUGGUGAGGGUGCACGAUUGGUGCGAGAACUUUUCGUGAUGGCACGUGAACACAGUCCAUCUAUUAUUUUUAUGGAUGAGAUUGACUCUAUUGGGUCUACUCGAUUGGAAAAUAAAGGUCGCAGUGGGGAUAGUGAGGUACAACGCACCAUGUUAGAGUUACUCAAUCAAUUGGAUGGUUUUGAAUCUACACAGUCUAUUAAAGUUAUUAUGGCUACCAAUCGUAUGGAUAUUUUGGAUGAAGCGUUAUUACGUCCAGGUCGAAUUGAUCGAAAAAUUGAAUUUCCCGCACCUGAUGAGGCGGCUCGAUUUGAAAUUCUUAAAAUUCACUCUCGAAAAAUGAACCUUACUCGUGGUAUUAAUCUAAAGAGUAUUGCAGAGAAGACGAAUCACUGCUCUGGUGCUGAGAUUAAAGCUGUUUGUACAGAAGCGGGAAUGUUUGCCCUGCGAGAACGCCGUGUGCACAUCACACAAGAAGAUUUUGAACUUGCGGUGGCAAAGGUUAUGCACAAGGAUCAGGACAAGAGUGUCUCCUUAAAGAAGAUGUGGAAAUGA
Molecule: messenger RNA, 1224 nt
Organism: Trypanosoma theileri
Lineage: Eukaryota; Euglenozoa; Kinetoplastea; Trypanosomatida; Trypanosomatidae
Product: proteasome regulatory ATPase subunit
Exons: 1
Coding region: 1-1224 (407 amino acids)
Biological process (GO): proteasome-mediated ubiquitin-dependent protein catabolic process
Cellular component (GO): proteasome regulatory particle, base subcomplex
Molecular function (GO): ATP binding; ATP hydrolysis activity; proteasome-activating activity
Source: RefSeq, a predicted model, not a curated record